AAGAAAAGAGAGGAAAGAAAAUUACAGAUGGAGAGGGCCCCGCAACGAGCCCAGUACAGCAAAUCGAACGUUCAUCCUUCCUUUGUCUCUCUUUUCUUGUUUGUUCAUCGUUCAAAAUCCUCUCUGCCUCUGCAAUUUCUUCAUAUUUAUGUCCUAUUUGAGCUUCCCAUACAGCAAGGAGCAGGGAUAGAGAGAGCGCGAAACAGAAAGUGAAUUGGAGAUGAUAACGCGAUCGAAUCUGGCAGAGCAGUUGAGAGAGUAUCAGAUUCGAUCCAAGCAUGACUGGGCCUCUGUUUCCUUCUUCUCUUCCACUUCUAAUCUAACUUCUUCAAGGGUGGAUGUUGUAGUAUUUGUAAUAUGGGAACUCGUUAUUCUAGCUUUCCUUGUUUUUUCGGCAGUUUCUCUAUAUUUUAGGCAUAUGCGACUUGCUUUUAUCUUAGUAUGCAUUACAAUGCUAUUGCUUUUAUGCAUGAGAGUUGCGAAGCAAGUGAGAUUGGCCAGGAAAAAGAAACGAAGGAUGCUUCUACCUUUAUCCAUGUAAUACUAUGUAGGUAGCAAACCUUCUUCUGAAAGUGACACAACAUUGUUGUGUAAAUUGUGAGAAUUCUUGACCAUUGCUGUGGGGCCAUUCUCUCUUGCUUAUUGGAAUAUGUAAUCACACUUACAUCCAGUUUGAACACUUUGAUAAAAGCUGAAUGAAGUGGAGAGUUCUAAACAUUCAAAAAUGGAAAGCUGAGAUUUCUUAAUUCAAUGGGGUUUAUUGCACUAGGUUUAGUGGGUGCAGAUACUAAAGAUAUAGUUUCUUGGUACAUGCUUGUAGCAUGGAUUUUGGCUUCAACGAGCCAUAUCCAAAUUUUUGUACAAUUUGAAGAGCAAAUUGUGAGAUGAAUGUUUUUUUUUUCCCCAAUGGAAUAUGUAACAGUCUUUAUUUUUGUUCACCUGAA
Molecule: messenger RNA, 944 nt
Organism: Hevea brasiliensis (rubber tree)
Lineage: Eukaryota; Viridiplantae; Streptophyta; Magnoliopsida; Malpighiales; Euphorbiaceae
Exons: 2
Coding region: 221-541 (106 amino acids)
Source: RefSeq, a predicted model, not a curated record